Molecule: messenger RNA, 1421 nt
Organism: Drosophila montana
Lineage: Eukaryota; Metazoa; Arthropoda; Insecta; Diptera; Drosophilidae
Product: alpha-tocopherol transfer protein
Exons: 4
Coding region: 418-1368 (316 amino acids)
Cellular component (GO): membrane
Molecular function (GO): phosphatidylinositol bisphosphate binding
Source: RefSeq, a predicted model, not a curated record
UUCAGUCUUUCAGCACUUGAGUGUUAUAUUCAAUAUUGUCAUUAUUGUCAAUGCGUCAUGGCCAGUGACGACACCACCAAGAGAGAGUGUCCCGCAACAGAGUCCCCCGAGCCCGACACCGAGUACGAACACCCAAAAAUCAGAUCCAAAAACGCCAAUCGCACAACCGGAGCGUUGACAGUCGCGCAUAGACCACAGUCGUGGGCAGUAGCAAAAAGUGGUUCAAUAUUUAAAUACGGACGUAAAUUAUACGGCUAUCCAUAUCUACAUGUAUGUGCAUACACCUACAUAGCAAUACGUACGUCGGCCCAGAUACAUAUAUAAAUAUAUAUAAAUAUAUAUAUAUAUGUAUAACUGCCUAUAUUAAAUUAGAGACAAUUAUAAGUGAGCCCACCCGAAAAGCGAACCGCCAAAAUAAUGUCGACCAAUCAGAGCAACGAAGAUAAUGCCAUACGACCGCUGUGCGCUGAGCUGGCGCUGAAGGCGCAACAGGAGCUGGGUGAGGUGCCCGAACGUGUGCCCGAGGACGUUGAGACGGUGCGCACAUGGAUCUCAAAGCAGCCGCAUCUGAAGGCACGCCAGGAUGCGCAAUUUCUGGUCGCCUUUCUGCGCGGCUGCAAAUAUAGUCUGGAGAAGACCAAGCUCAAGCUGGACAACUUCUAUGCCAUGCGUGGCGCGGUGCCGGAGCUGUACAAGAAUCGAUUUGUGGGCGAGAAACAGCUCAACAUAAUCAAAACUGCCUGCCUACUACGCCUACCCCAACCACUGCAGUUGGACGGUCCGCGCAUACAUAUCUCACGCUAUGGCCAAUACGAUUCCAACAAGUAUUCCAUUGCGGAGGUCAUGCAGGUUAACACCAUGCUCGGCGAGAUCCAAAUACGGGAGGAUGACAAUGCGAUGGUCUGUGGUUUCGUGGAGAUUAUUGACAUGAAGGGCAUUACCACCGGCCACAUGUUCCAAUUCGAUGCGGUGCUGAUCAAGAAACUGGCCGUGCUGGGCGAUAAGGCGCUGCCCUAUAGACCCAAAGGUUUCCACUUUAUCAAUGCACCAACCAUGGCCGAGAAGGCAAUGUCCAUAGCCAAGAGUUUAAUGAGCGAAAAGAUACGCAAGCGGUUCCAUAUACAUUCUAAACUGGAAACACUUUACAAGCAUGUGCCCAAGGAAUGCCUGCCCAUUGAAUAUGGCGGCACCAAUGGCAAUAUACAGGAUGUUGUCGAUAUCUGGACGCAAAAGCUGUUGGACUAUACGGACUUCUUCCAACAGGAUGCGAUAUAUGGUACAAAUGAGAAACUGCGACGCGGACAGCCCAUCAAUUCCGAAACACUUUUCGGCAUCGAAGGCUCCUUUCGCAAAUUGGACAUUGAUUAGUUUAUACAUUUGAUACUAGUACAUAUUUUAACAAUAAAUAAUUAUUUUUUUAA